This is a messenger RNA of Mytilus trossulus (common blue mussel), 1762 nucleotides long. RefSeq names its product bactericidal permeability-increasing protein-like. Gene Ontology annotation, molecular function: lipid binding. The coding region runs from base 65 to 1567 and encodes 500 amino acids. The transcript has 15 exons. NCBI's taxonomy places the organism in Eukaryota, Metazoa, Mollusca, Bivalvia, Mytilida, Mytilidae. The record is from RefSeq and is a predicted model, not a curated record.
AUAGUUAUAAAUUAUACUUAUAAUAAUUUCCUCUCAAAUAGUGAAGUGGAUAGGUGGAUUAAAAAUGUGGCUUUUCGUCUUUGUACAUGUAUUGUGUGCUUUAUUUUCUACCAUUCUGGCCACAAAUCCUGGAUUCAGAUUACGAAUAACAGAAGAUGGACUUAACUAUGCCAAUCAAGUAGCAGUAGAUUUAGUAACAAAGAAAAUAAAGACCACUAAAUUGCCGGAUCAAAGUGGAGAUGGAAAAAAUGUUAAAUAUUCUCUUACCAACUUGGAAAUACGGAAUUUUCAACCACCUAGAAGCAGCAUAACAUUGGCUUCAGAGAGCGACUUACAAUGGAAGGCAACAAAUUUAGCACUGGAAAUUGAUGGAAAGUUUCACUACAAAUACAAAAAAGGAAUCAUUAGGUGGUCUGGUGGUGGAAGUGUCAACGUUAAGUUUUCUGAUAUCUCAUUCAGUGUUGGAGUCAAUUUAGGCACUGAUGGUAGCGGAAGGCCAACAAUUAAAGCUGGCAAAUGUUCUUGCGAUAGUGGUCCAGUAAAAGUAAAAUUUAGAGGUGGUUUGGCAUGGAUAUACAAUUUGUUCUCUGGAAAGGUUGGAAAAAUUAUUGCCAGUCAGUUUCAGAGUAAAAUGUGUGGUAUAAUACAAGAUCUUAUCGACAAGAAUGCACAAGAAAGUCUAUCGACUAUUAAAGUGGAGGUACAGCUAGGAGAAUUCCUAACAUUAGACUAUAGACUUCUUGCAGCACCAACUGUUACUUCUGAAUAUAUUGAAGCUGAUUUGAAAGGAGAAAUAUUUUGGAAGAGUGAUAAAUCUGAAGCACCGUUUGCGCCCCCUGCCAUGGCAACAGUUACAGACAACAAGAAGAUGGUGUAUAUCACACUAUCAGAAUAUAUCUUUAAUACCAUGACUUACCAGGCACACAAACACAACAUACUGGUGUUUAACCUGACGUCACAGAACAUCAAAUCUAAGGAUGACGCACUUAACACAACCUGUACGGAAAUUUGUAUUGGUAAACUUAUUCCACAGAUUGGGAAAUCAUUUCCAAACAGUCAAGUAGAGCUUCACAUGAAAAGUUCAAAACCACCGGUAACCAGAAUAACUGAUGGUAAUUUAGGGGUUGCAGCACAAGGAGACAUCGAUCUGUAUGCUAGAAAACCAGAUAAAACUCUGCAUCAUUUAUUCCAAAUUGCUGGGACUGGGUCAAUAGCUGUAACACUAACGAUAAAUGAAACAGUCAUUCAUGGAUCUGUGGAGGAUAUGAAAAUAAAGUUAAAUGUUUCAAAGUCUUCUAUUGGACCUGUAAAUGAAAAAGCUUUACAGUUCCUAGUAGACAGUGCUAUUAAAACAACAAUAACACCAAUGUUAAAUGAUCUUGGAACCAAAGGUUUCCCAAUGCCGUCGACAGAUAAUUUAAAAUUAAACCAGUUUGAUUUUAAACUUUUACAGAAUACAAUGCUGAUUGAAACCAAUCUGAAGUACAUACCUGAACCUACAAAAAUCAAAUCGACUGUUCUGAAAUUUAUCCCGAGAGCUCAAUUCAAGUCAAUAAACAAUGUUUAAAUUAUGUCAUUUGACGAUAAUAUAUUGCUUGUGUUGAUAUAGUCCACAUUGUAUACAAAUCAUAUUCUACUGUCAAAUGUUUGGAAGCAAAUGAAUGCCAUAUUGUAUUCUUUACAAUCUUACUGAAUAUGGUAACUUAUAAAUGCUAUUACAGUUGUAAAUGCUAUUACAGAAAUAAAGAAUCUUUUAUAAUGA